GUCUAAAAGUUUCAUGAAAAUUAUAAUGUAAAACGUUAUAAAGUUUGAAUAAUAACAAAAAUAAUUUUUAUGAAAUAUAAAUAUUAUUAUAGAAUUUUCAAUUCAACAGCGAUUUCCUUUCUUAUAGGCUUUAUUCAGUGCCCGCUAUAGUACUAUAUAUUAUACUAGACAACGGCGUGUUGUGUAGGGAAAGUAGUGGGAAGUAUAAAUUGACAAUUUAAUUUGUAUUUUUAUGAUGGCUGUUAAAGAAAAAUCUGGAGAAUCUACUGAUGAUAUAGAAUGGAAUGUAGAAAAUGAAAUUAAUCUUUUCUUUGCUAUGAAUGGUCAUAAGCCAGUUGGUAUUAAUAAAUACUUUCAUAUGGUGUGUAUAUGGGAAAAGUUUCGUGGUGCAAUUCAUAAAGACGUGUCAUUGAAAGCAAUUUGGGAUCAUUUAGAAUCAAUGUAUGAUCUUAUGGCUUUGGAUGACAUGGAAGAUUUGCCGUUUCCAAGUCAUGAAAUGGAUUUUUCUCUCCCUGAAUCAGAAUAUUUAGGGUCAUUGAAAUUAAGAAAAAAAGAAGAACCAGAAAGCAAAUUAAAAGAACAAAGAGAUAAAUAUAAAGAAAUAAAAAAGGAAAAAGAUAUAAGGGAGUCAUUUAAAAAAGAAACUAUGUUACGUGAUAUCAAAGGUAACAAAGAUCUUGAAAAAAAGAAGGAAGAUAUAAAAAAAUAUGUUAAGGAAAUAGAUUUAAAAAAAGAUAAGCUAAGAGAUAUGAAAGAUUCAAGGAAAGAACAUAAACUUUCUAAAGGCAGAUCUAAAGGGAAAGAUGAAUUAGAAGAGAUUGCAUCAAAUGGAAAAAAAGAACGUAAGGAUUCUGACUCUAGCCGUGAGAGUUUGAAAAGAGGUCCAAAAAGACCAACUAGACAAAGUGUGGAUAGUUCGUCUAAAGCUUCCCCCAGUCCACGUGAUACACCACCGUUGAAACGUCGAAGAAUAUAACAAUAUAUAUUUUUAUAAGAUCAGUUAAGUAUAAGAUAAAAAUGGCUCUAUUUCUUCUUAUUUUUAAGUUUAAGAUACGUUUUAAUCGUAAUUGUAUUUAAAUAAUUUUUUAUAAAUUUUGUCUAAAUUGUCAUUUAAUUUUUCUAGAAAUUAAGAUUUUUUAUAUUUAAGUUAGUUUGUAAAAAUAGACUAUCUUCAUUUUUCUUUAUAACAAAUGUAUUUAUACUUAUAAGAAAGUUUUGAUAUGUGUACUGUAAAUAUAUUAAUACCUUGUUAGUAAA
This is a messenger RNA of Vespa velutina, 1257 nucleotides long. RefSeq names its product MRG/MORF4L-binding protein (gene MrgBP). Gene Ontology annotation, biological process: regulation of transcription by RNA polymerase II. The record is from RefSeq and is a predicted model, not a curated record. The transcript is spliced from 4 exons. Lineage: Eukaryota; Metazoa; Arthropoda; Insecta; Hymenoptera; Vespidae. The coding region runs from base 233 to 976 and encodes 247 amino acids. Gene Ontology annotation, cellular component: NuA4 histone acetyltransferase complex; nucleus.